Molecule: messenger RNA, 951 nt
Organism: Aspergillus nomiae NRRL 13137
Lineage: Eukaryota; Fungi; Ascomycota; Eurotiomycetes; Eurotiales; Aspergillaceae
Product: putative aquaporin
Exons: 4
Coding region: 1-951 (316 amino acids)
Biological process (GO): transmembrane transport
Cellular component (GO): membrane
Molecular function (GO): channel activity
Source: RefSeq, a predicted model, not a curated record
AUGGUGAUGCCCUAUCUCCCUGAAUACGAGGGGCACGAGCCGCAGACCAAAUUGACUCCUGCGGUGGCUCCCUUCGCUGGACGACUGGGAGGGAACCAGGAUUUUGUAGUAGAUCGCAGUGAUCCGCGCAAUGAUAAGGUCCUGGAGAAGGUGCCAGACGCGGCUCCAUGGAUGUCGCUGAGCGAAAUCUUGGACCUGCGUGGAUUUUUGAGUUUGGAUCUCUGGAAGUUCGCUUUCCUGGAAUGCAUUGCCAGCAUGAUGAACGUCUUUAUCUCAGCAUGGGUCACCCUCCAUGCGCCCGCCGCCGUCGAAGCCCCAAAAACCGAAGUGGGCAUCUACCAUACGCUGACCUUCUUUUCGCCCCUGUUCGGCGGGAUCACCAAUCUCCUGUUGACGCCGUUGCUCAUCUAUACCUUUGCGCCGUCGAGCGGCGGCCACAUUAGUCCCACCAUCACUCUAGCCACGUUGUUCGCGCGGAUUAUCUCGUUCCCUCGGGCGAUCCUAUACAUGGCAGGCCAGACCCUUGGGGGCGCGCUAGCGGGAUUCGCCAUACACACGGCCUACGGAUCCCGGGAUUUCACCGUCGGAGGUUGCCAUGUGGACACCUCCCUAGUGCCGGUGAACGCCGCCCUCAUCAUCGAGUUCUUCGCCUGCUUAGUGUUGAUCUUCCUCGCGUUUGGCGUGGCCCUGGAUCCCCGUCAGGCGAAAAUCUUCGGGCAUGCCGCAGGGCCUUGGUUGGUUGGUGUCGUACUGGGCGUGGUCUGUUGGGCGACUGCCUUCACGCGGCCGGGUUAUAUUGGAGCUAGUCUCAAUCCAGCACGUUGCUUUGGCGUUUAUGUCGCGUCGGAGUUCCCCGGCUAUCAUUGGGUUCAUUGGGUGGCUCCUCUCGCUGCGGCUGCAGCUCAUGGUCUAGUAUAUCUCAUUGACCCCCUCUGGAGUGAUCCCCGUUAA